UCGCAGGCUGAGGCGCCACUCUCUCCCUGCCCUUCGCGUCGGCCCUUUCUCUCCCCAGCACCUCGGCUGCUCAGCGGCGGCGGCGGCGGCGGCAGUCAGCGGCGUGAGGAGGCGGCCCCGAGGAUGAAGUGUAAGCCGAACCAGACGCGAACCUACGACCCGGAGGGGUUCAAGAAGCGGGCGGCGUGCCUGUGCUUCCGGAGCGAGCUCGAGGACGAGGUGCUGUUAGUGAGUAGCAGCCGGUACCCGGACCGCUGGAUCGUGCCGGGCGGGGGCAUGGAGCCCGAGGAGGAGCCGAGCGGUGCGGCGGUCCGAGAGGUGUACGAAGAGGCGGGAGUCAAGGGGAAGUUAGGCCGGCUCCUGGGCGUGUUCGAGCAGAACCAAGAUCGCAAGCACAGAACGUACGUGUAUGUCCUGACCGUCACUGAGCUGCUGGAGGAUUGGGAAGAUUCGGUUACCAUUGGGAGGAAGCGAGAGUGGUUCAAAAUCGAAGAUGCCAUCAAGGUUCUCCAGUGCCACAAGCCCGUGCAUGCCGAAUAUCUGGAAAAACUAAAGCUGGGCGGUUCCCCGACCAAUGGAAACUCCGUGGCCCCGACCCUGCCAGAUAGCGAUCCCUAAUGAACAGCAAAGAUGUUCGGGAUUGCUCUAAAAGAAUCAUUGGUGUGAACCUAGUGAUCAAUGGAAUUGUCAAGUACAGGUGAGCACUUGUGUGUUCCCAAGAAGACAGCUCAUCUGAUUUUCCUCCUGCGUCUUGGGACACUCCUUCCCUGUCUGUUCCACUGGCUCCUCUUGCUCUGGUUGUUGUACUAUUGUACGUGAACAGACUCUUAAUUCAGCACCUAUAGCCUUUUGUUGUGCUUUUUUGAUGUGUCUGCCUUCAUUGGACUAUGCUAUCUUUGAAAACAAAGACUAUUUUUCCUUACUCUUUGCAUAUCCUGCGUUUUAGACACUACUUGAAAUAUGGUUGGCGUCACUGAAGGUUCUUUGAUUCAGUUAAUAUUUUGUAAUCACCGUGUGGCAAAACAUUCCCCUUCUAAUCUGGUGCUAGUAGAGUAUAUGCUGUCUUGGCACCAUGUGUGUGGCUUUUGUGUAUCAGGUGUUUCAGAAACAUUUCAAGGCAGUUGUAAGAUGUUUCAGGACAAGAAUUAUUACUCAUAUUUCUAUGUCAUACCACACAGUGGCUAGCACAGUUUUAAGAUUAUGCCAUCACUUAGGGCAAUGUUUUGUAGAAUCAGUCCUUCGUAUAACAACUUCAGUGUUUUUGUACUGUUGAUAAUUUGCUUAAAAUUUUAGUGAAAAAAUAUUGCUUGCUAUGAAGGUAAUUGUAAAAAUAAAUACAACAAACUCAAAAUUGUGAGUUUUUAUAAAAAUUUUGAAAUGAUAUAUAAAUAAUAAAUUGCUUUUGCAAUGCCCUAACCACUUCUUACAUGUCAUCUUAACAUCUCUUUGAGGAAAACACUGCUUUUCUCAUUUUAGAUUCAAUAUUCUGUAUUAUUUGAUGCCAGAGCCAACAAAGACUGCACUAUAGGCAAUUUCCAAAGUUAAUUAUGCCAUUUAAUUUUCCUGCGUUUCUUUUGCCUCUGUUACGGAUUUAGUUGGCCACAGUUUUCAUCCCUUUUCCAGCACGCUCAUGUAGCUCCUCGUCCCACCUGGUUUCUGCAUGUGAGAAUGCAGAGGACUGAGAGAGAACUAAAUUGUUGUCACUUAGAAAAGGCAUUUGGGAAAGAGGCUGCUGUAAGAGGAGAACACAAAAUGAAGGAUUUAAAAAGAGAGGACCUGGGUCACCCGCCUCCAUGAGAACAACUAUAAGGAAAGGACGAAGUUGUUUAGAGGAAAUUUUAUGGAGUUUUGCCAUGGGGUGUAUGAUGUUAGCACUCUUCCCCAGUUCCUAACAAAGCUCCCAAAAUGGCUUUAAUAUGGUACUUUGUUUUAUUUUUCUUUUGCAUUAUAAAGCAAUUAUAACAAAAACGGCUUGGACUCCAUUCUCAUGUUAAACCCUUCUUCAUGGUAUCAGUGAAAUGUAUUGAUUGUGCUCCUAAAUCUUACAUAAUUUGAAAUAAAAACACAUCUUCCCAAUUUAUUGUAUUUUAGGAGUGAUAUGGUACUUUGGUUAUGUUUUUAAAAAAUUUCUUAUCUUUUAGAGAAAUGUACUAAAAAAUUUACAGAUGAGAUGAUAUGCUACUGGUAUUUGCUUCAAAAUAACCUGAGGUGGGGUAUGUGAGUGCAUAGAUGAAACAAGACUGGCUAUUAAUCGAUCAUUGUUGAAGCUGUGUGAUGGAUGUUUGAGAAUUCAUUAUACUCUUCUCUAUACUUUUCUAUAUGUUUGAAAUUUUCCAUAAUAAAAAUUGAAAAAAGU
This is a messenger RNA of Propithecus coquereli (Coquerel's sifaka), 2356 nucleotides long. RefSeq names its product diphosphoinositol polyphosphate phosphohydrolase 3-beta. Gene Ontology annotation, biological process: diadenosine pentaphosphate catabolic process; diadenosine hexaphosphate catabolic process; diphosphoinositol polyphosphate metabolic process. Gene Ontology annotation, molecular function: diphosphoinositol-polyphosphate diphosphatase activity; bis(5'-adenosyl)-hexaphosphatase activity; bis(5'-adenosyl)-pentaphosphatase activity. The record is from RefSeq and is a predicted model, not a curated record. Lineage: Eukaryota; Metazoa; Chordata; Mammalia; Primates; Indriidae. The transcript has 2 exons. Bases 124 to 618 code for a protein of 164 amino acids. Gene Ontology annotation, cellular component: nucleus; cytoplasm.